Messenger RNA from Saccharomyces cerevisiae S288C, 1131 nucleotides. RefSeq lists its product as uncharacterized. Gene Ontology annotation, molecular function: oxidoreductase activity, acting on NAD(P)H; oxidoreductase activity. The record is from RefSeq and is marked reviewed. Lineage: Eukaryota; Fungi; Ascomycota; Saccharomycetes; Saccharomycetales; Saccharomycetaceae. The coding region runs from base 1 to 1131 and encodes 376 amino acids. The transcript has a single exon.
AUGUCCGCCUCGAUUCCAGAAACCAUGAAAGCCGUUGUCAUUGAAAAUGGCAAGGCUGUAGUCAAACAGGACAUUCCAAUUCCUGAAUUAGAAGAAGGAUUUGUUCUAAUUAAGACUGUCGCCGUUGCCGGUAACCCUACCGAUUGGAAACAUAUUGAUUUCAAGAUUGGUCCUCAAGGUGCCCUCUUAGGCUGUGAUGCAGCCGGCCAAAUCGUAAAGUUGGGCCCAAAUGUUGAUGCUGCACGCUUUGCCAUUGGUGAUUACAUUUAUGGGGUUAUUCACGGUGCUUCAGUGAGGUUCCCCUCAAACGGUGCCUUUGCUGAGUACUCUGCCAUUUCAUCCGAGACUGCUUAUAAACCAGCCAGAGAGUUUAGAUUGUGCGGUAAAGACAAGCUACCAGAAGGCCCCGUAAAAUCUUUAGAAGGGGCAGUAUCCCUCCCAGUCUCAUUGACCACGGCUGGUAUGAUCCUUACACAUAGUUUUGGCUUGGACAUGACAUGGAAGCCCUCCAAAGCGCAAAGAGAUCAACCCAUCUUAUUUUGGGGUGGUGCCACUGCUGUUGGCCAGAUGCUUAUUCAAUUGGCAAAAAAACUAAACGGUUUCAGCAAGAUCAUCGUCGUUGCUUCUCGUAAACAUGAAAAAUUGUUGAAAGAGUACGGUGCAGAUGAACUUUUUGACUACCACGAUGCUGACGUUAUCGAACAGAUAAAAAAGAAGUACAACAACAUUCCUUACUUGGUGGACUGUGUCUCCAACACAGAAACUAUUCAACAGGUGUACAAAUGUGCCGCUGAUGACUUAGACGCUACGGUCGUUCAAUUGACCGUUUUAACCGAAAAAGAUAUCAAGGAGGAAGACAGGAGGCAAAACGUCAGUAUUGAAGGAACCCUUCUAUAUUUGAUAGGAGGUAACGACGUCCCAUUUGGCACGUUUACUUUGCCAGCAGACCCUGAAUACAAGGAAGCCGCCAUAAAAUUUAUUAAGUUCAUCAAUCCAAAAAUCAAUGAUGGUGAAAUCCACCACAUCCCAGUGAAAGUUUACAAGAACGGGUUAGAUGAUAUCCCACAGUUACUUGAUGAUAUUAAGCACGGGAGGAAUUCUGGCGAAAAGUUGGUUGCCGUCUUGAAAUAA